Malaya genurostris is the source of this 2999-nucleotide messenger RNA. RefSeq names its product activating transcription factor of chaperone (gene crc). Gene Ontology annotation, molecular function: RNA polymerase II transcription regulatory region sequence-specific DNA binding; DNA-binding transcription activator activity, RNA polymerase II-specific. Gene Ontology annotation, cellular component: nucleus. The transcript is spliced from 2 exons. Gene Ontology annotation, biological process: regulation of transcription by RNA polymerase II. The record is from RefSeq and is a predicted model, not a curated record. The coding region runs from base 1128 to 2069 and encodes 313 amino acids. Lineage: Eukaryota; Metazoa; Arthropoda; Insecta; Diptera; Culicidae.
UGAUACUUAGUGUCGUGGCAAACGUGUCUAGUUCGGAUCUAUCUGCGAAGUCUCGGUGUCGCAUUUUUUUUCUACUUGAUUUUACAACAGUGCUAAGCCAGCGAUUUGCGCAUAGCAGAGUAGAAUAGCUGAAGGCAAACUGAAAAAAGUGAUGUUUUUGGACCUUGUCAAGGUCUCAAGUAUAGGACUCUUGAUGUGAAAUUCGAUUCAUUGCUGGAGUGAAUGCUACCCGUGAGCAUGAGCGUCGCAUUUGCCUAUCGUUACACCUGGAAUCGCGAGAUUGUCUUCAAUUCACAAAAGCUGGUUAAGAGACGGCCAAAAACUGCUGCCUGAUAGCUGAGGAGUAUUUUCUUCGGGAGAAUAUCAUCGCAGCUGGAAAACAUAAUUACGGAGUAAGAGCAUCGUUGGAUAAAACGCGACUUGCGAAGCUUUUUUUCAACGAAUCGAAGGAGUACCCGAAAGAAAAAGAGAGAGAUUAAGCAAUAUAUCGAAUUUCGUUUUUGGUAUCAGGAAUCUGAAGCAAAUUAAAAUUUUAUCUGUGAUCUGAAAUUGCUGUGUUAUAUCUGAAGUUUUGUUGUUCAGUACAAGAUAAAAAAAAAAAAGAUUGACUCGAAAUAGCGCAAAUUGUUCGAACAUUUCAAUACUCUCUCUAUCAAUCUUCAUACUUUAAAAAUUGCUAUAUUUUUUCUGAACUAUAUUUUCUUACGUAUCGCAAUAGAACUCUUGUGAAGGCGUGUCAGUGAAUGUCAGAACCAAUUUAUACCAAUAUCGUGAAUCAACAGAACCGACAGUCAGUUAGCCAUAUUUUGAAUUUCUAGUUGUAAUCAUAUUACCGUAGGCGUAAUUAUUUCCCUGGUCUUCGAUAUCGAAAGCAGACGCAAGAAUUCCGGCACAGGAAAAACUGCGACGCUCUGAGCGACCCUAGCAACUACGAUAUAAAAAAAGCCGUCCCAAUACACUAGCGAGCUUGUGUUAAGCUUUCUGGCCGUGUCGGUGAGAUCAGGUUAAUAAAUAAUUUAACAAAACAAGUAACCAGCACUACGCAGCAGAAAACAGCGCCACAGAAAAUACUCCCAGCUCAGUAGCAGUACGUGGCCAGGAAAGUCACGAUCAAUCCGGCCAGCACAAUGAAUGUUUACGAUCAAUGGCUCGAUGAGAAGUUAAAACUGCCGCUUUUGGUUGCUAACAGCUAUGAUUCUUCGGCACCGGUCAUCGGGCCGUUCUCCCAUCAGCAAAAACCGGAGAAAGUGCAAAAUACCGAGGAACUUCUCAUGGAAUUCGAUUACGUGUAUGAAAACGUCGAGUUGACCCAUCUAACACCGCCACAAACACCACCUCAGGAGGCCCAUUUCGUUGGUCAGUCCGAGUCGCAACGGGAACUGCUUUUGCCGGUAUCAGUAGAACAAAUACAAUCGCAACAGCAGCAUGAGACCAACGAGUACUACGGAUAUGGGGCUCCGAUGAAUGGUUUGCUGGUUAAUUCGGCCCAAACUAUCAAUCAACCACAACAGCAGCAGGGAACCGAAGAGUAUCAGAUAGCUGACAGUUUCGGCUUUCAACCGGUAGAUGAGGUAGAGAACAUCGCACGCAAUUUGGAACUAGUGGACGAGAUUGUUCGAUCCCGUUCUAAAGAUCUUCCUGAUUGUAACGAUGACGAUGACUCUUGUUCGUUCUCCGAGGACGGAUCUGUAUCCAGCUCGUGCCCGAUGAGUGACUCGAGUUCGUCCUACUGUGGUUCCGCUUACUCACGGGAUCAAGAUGACGAAUGGAGUCCAUCUAGUGGCAAAAAAAGCUUGAAAGUUUCCGGUGGUGGUGUCACCAAGAAGCGCACCCGACCGUACGGUCGCGGAGUUGAAGACAAAAAAUCGCGCAAAAAGGAACAGAACAAGAAUGCUGCCACGCGCUAUCGCCAGAAGAAAAAAGCCGAAAUCGAAGAGGUUCUUAUCGAGGAACGCAAACUAAGAGACAAGAAUGAAGAAUUGAAGGGCAAAUCUGCUGACAUUGGUCGCGAAAUACGCUAUCUUAAAAGUUUGAUGCGGGAGGUUUUCAAGGUCAAAGGUCUGAUCUAAUUGCUUUUUAUUCAGAAAGGGAGUUAGAGAUACUUAAGUACCUUUCAAUUUUAUUAAUAUCAUAUUAACUUGUUCCAUUGUCAAACAACUAGAUCAGUAAGAGAUUCAAUUAGUUGGUAAGAUUUUGUUUUUUUCUCGAUUCUUCAUUCUGAAAUAUAGUGCGUGUAGUACUUUCCGAUUAAGAAUCUAUUACUAGUUUUUAUCAGAAAAUGUCUAGUAGAUAAGCUGUUUGAAACCCGGUCGAAUGUACGUUGCAAAGGUAGCAUUGCUGAAAUCUAUGGUCUAGUGAAAUGUGUAGUUUUUUUUUCAUAUAACGUUCCCAAUAGCAUUCGAAAUAACGAUUUACCCAUGGAUGCCGUAUAAAUGCUGUCUUCUGUAGUUUACUGUUGCGAGAGAUCAGCUGUAAAACGAAACCAUCGCGUAUGACGUCUGCCUAGCAUGACUGAAAUUUUGGUGCGUGCGUUUUCAACUGGAAUCUCGGGUGAAGCUGUGUUGUCUUUUAGGAGGGAGAAUAUUUUUACAAUUUUGCUUAUUCUCUUUUACUUGGAGAAACUGUGGGUACACAAACAUUUUUUUCAGAAAAUUGAAAUCUUCUUAAUUCUCCAAAGGCAUUUUCUUAACGAUGUAUGAUGCCGAAUCUCCCAUUUCAUUUUUGUAACUUACUAACCAUUCACAGUUAAGCGGAUAUAGCAGUAGAACGGCAUGAUGUUUUUUUUUCAAACAUUAGUAGUUAUGAUUGUUGAGAAAAUGGCAUCACUAAGAUCAUACCGAUGCGAAACAUAAUUGCAGCAUAAAGCAACAAUGGAUAAGGAGAGCUAUGGAAUGUUUAGGAAUAGCACAGGAAUAUCGUCCUUCAUCACUAGGGCCGUUUAAACGUUUCCUAGCCUGGAUCUAUGAGUUUUAUUGUGCAAUAAAAGAGUUAAGAAGAAC